Molecule: messenger RNA, 1808 nt
Organism: Perognathus longimembris pacificus (Pacific pocket mouse)
Lineage: Eukaryota; Metazoa; Chordata; Mammalia; Rodentia; Heteromyidae
Gene: Mns1
Product: meiosis specific nuclear structural 1
Exons: 10
Coding region: 1-1518 (505 amino acids)
Biological process (GO): cilium organization
Cellular component (GO): motile cilium
Source: RefSeq, a predicted model, not a curated record
AUGGAGGAGGCGGAACUCGGGGCCGGGACUGUUGCUUCGACCAGGAUGGCCCCAAAGGAGAACAAAAGAACUUUGAGUUUUAGUGAAAAGCACCAGAAAUUAGUAGAGGAAAAUUACUCUAAAAUGUUGAAUAUUGAGGCAAUGAAAGUAGUAGAACGUCAAAUCAGGAACCAAAGAGUGAAGAAUGAUUACGAUAACCGAAUUGAGCGCAAGAGAUUCCUUCGAGUGUUACACAAUGAACAGUUUGAGUUGGAUAUGGAAGAAGCUAUCCAGAAUGCAGAAGAAAACAGAAGAAUGCGGGAACUGCAGCUUGAACAAGAAGAGAAACUGGCUCAGGAACUGGCCAGACUGAAACAUGAGAGCUUGAAGGAUGAGAAAAUGCGGCAGCAAGUGAGAGAGAACAGUCUUGAGCUUCGAGAAUUGGAGAAGAAAUUAAAAGCGGCUUAUAUGAAUAAAGAAAGGGCAGCCCAGAUUGUGGAAAGGGACGCCAUAAAAUACGAGCAAAUGAAACGUGAUGCUGAUAUACACAGAAUCAUGAAGGAGGAACACGAGCGGGCGCUGGCCGAGGAGAGUGCCGCCCAGGACCGGCGGAACAAAGAAAAGGCUCAGUACCAUUUUGACCUGGAGAAACAGCUGGAGGAACAGGAAAGAAGAAAGCAAGACGCUUAUGAGCAGUUGCUGAAGGAGAAACUCAUGAUCGAUGAAAUCGUGAGGAAGAUCUAUGAAGAAGAUGAACUGGAAAAACAACACAAGUUAGAGAAAAUGAACGCAACCCGCAAGUAUAUUGAAGAGCUUCAGAAAGAGCAGACUCUGUGGAGAAAUAAGAAACGUGAGGAGAUGGAAGAAGAAAACAGAAAAAUCCUAGAGUUUGCCAAGAUACAGCAGCAGAGAGAACAAGAACGAAUUGCAAAAGCUCAAGAGCAUGAGGAGAGAAGGCUACAGCUGCAGAAACAGGCAGCUCAGAAGUUGGAAGAAACGUUGCGGCAUCGUGACGAUUUGGAAGAAGCACGGCAAGAGCUGUACCAGGAAGAGUGGGCCGACAUGUGCAAGAGGAAGCUCAAAGAGGAAGCAGAAAACAAACUGAGAAAGCAGAGAGAGAUGAAGCAAGAUUUUGAAGACCAAAUGGCACUGAGAGAACUUAUACUACAAGCCGCAAAAGAGGAAGAGGAGAACUUCAGAAAAGCCACGCUAGCGAAGCUCGCCGAGGACGACCGCAUAGAGCUAAUGAAUGCUCAGAAGCAGAGGAUGAAGCAGCUGGAACACAAGCGGGCGGUGGAGAAACUGAUUGAGGAGCGGCGCAACCAGUUCCUUGAGGACAAGCGGCGGGAGCUGGAGGAGUGGCAGCUGCAGCAGAGUCGGCAAGGCUGCAUCAAUGCCAUCGUUGAAGAAGAAAGGCUGAAACUCCUCAAAGAGCAUGCUACCAAACUGCUGGGCUAUCUCCCUAAGGGAGUAUUUAAAAAAGAAGAUGAUCUCGACCUGCUUGGUGAAGAGUUCGGGAAUAGGUAUAAGAAAAAGUGAAUUCGGUGAAGCAAACUGAAACCCCGCCGAAUCUGGUAAAAUGCAGUUCUGUGUGCAACCACUAAGUGUCGCUGUAGGUGUAUGUUACAGCUCAGUGCGGUGCAGAUCCAUUGUGCCUUGUUAUAUUUCCUAAUUCAAAAACCAUUGUGAGAUAAAAAUUAAAGUUACUUUGUUGGGAAACUUACUUUGUAAUUUUUAUACUGAUAACCGGAAGAUCUGAAUUCUAAGCUAUAGCUCGUAGAGCCCUAUUCUGCCUUCCUCUUCCAGAAUAUACAAUGUUUUCAAGCGUA